Cylas formicarius (sweet potato weevil) is the source of this 1767-nucleotide messenger RNA. Its product is annotated as guanylate kinase-like. The coding region runs from base 272 to 868 and encodes 198 amino acids. Gene Ontology annotation, molecular function: GMP kinase activity. Gene Ontology annotation, cellular component: cytosol. The transcript has 4 exons. Lineage: Eukaryota; Metazoa; Arthropoda; Insecta; Coleoptera; Brentidae. The record is from RefSeq and is a predicted model, not a curated record. Gene Ontology annotation, biological process: purine nucleotide metabolic process.
UUGUGCUAUUUGUCAAUUUUAAAAGUGUAAACUGGAAAAUUUGAAUGACUGUAAAAAUCAAUACCAAAUCAUCUUUUACUUAAUUAAAUUUUAAUGUCAUGUAUAAGUUUAUUUUAUCCGGUUUCUAGUAAAACUUUGGAGGAUUUACUUGCUAGCACCACCUAUUUCAACCACGUUUAUAUCAAUAUCGCUUUUCAGGGUUUCAAAGCAAGCGUGCAUUGUCACUAGUAUAUUCAGUCAACUUCAACCAAUUUUUAGAAUAUUAUUGAAUAUGGCACCCCCACGUCCUAGACCCUUGGUCUUCUGUGGACCUUCAGGAUCUGGAAAAAGUACUCUCGUUUCCAGGAUGACCAAAGAAUUUCCUGACAAGUUUGGGUUUAGUGUUAGUCACACUACAAGGAGCCCGAGACUUGGAGAAAUUAAUGGUCAGCACUAUCACUUCAUUGUGAAGGAAGAAAUGGAACAAGCCAUCAGUGAAGAUAAGUUUAUAGAAUAUGCAAUAUUCAGUGGUAACAUAUAUGGGACCAGUAAAGCAGCAGUGCAAAAGAUAAUUGACCAGGGAAAAAUUUGCAUUCUGGAUAUUGAUGUGCAAGGUGUGAAGAAAAUUAAAGGUUCUAAUUUAAAUGCGUGGUAUAUAUUUGUGGAGCCCCCCUCUCUUGAAGAAUUGGAAAAAAGGCUCAGAGCUCGAAAUACAGAAACUGAAGAAAGCUUGUUACAAAGAUUAAAAGUUGCUGAAGAAGAAAUGAUUUAUGGUAAAACACCUGGAAAUUUUCACAUAAUUAUAACAAAUGACAACUUGGAUCAUGCAUAUGAUAAACUAAAAGCAUUUUUAGUGAAUUUUGUACUGAAUGAUGACUUCUCCAAAUAAAUGGUGACUCUCUCACAAUUUAAUCCAGAAAAUAUCAGCCAAGAUUUGAACUGGAGGGUUAGCAUUUUAUGAAUGUUCAAUCCCUACAUUCCAAACUGGUUACAUUUUGAUAAGAGCAUUUUAUUUCAUUGUGUUUUGUGAGUUGAUAACUUUAUACAACUUUAAAAGUAUACAUUUGGUGCAACAAUGAAGUAUUACUUGGGGAAGUAUUAAAUAUUUAUGCCAUCUAUGGUUAUUUACAUUUUUACCACUUACAUAUUUACUAUUCUUUAUAUUUUGUUAAAAACUGUAUAGUAUUCUUUAUAUUUUGUUCAGACAUGUGUAUAUCUCGAUUUUAAAGUGUGUUUUGGUGUGGUUUUAAGUUGAUUUAAAAUUACAUCGAAUUAGUGGAAUUUUAAUUGGGUUUGUGAAUAAUUAUUUAAUAAAUAACUCAAUACAAUGUGCUAUUCUAAUGUAUUAACCUAGGCAGUAUAUGAUGAAGUACUUAUUUAUCAAAUUAUAUCAUUUUAAUAAAAUGUCUGCGCAUAAAUUGUCUUUGGGCAUUAUUUAUAUUAUAUUUUAAGUUAUUUUGUAAUAACUGAGUGUCAUAUUUAAAUUUUUCUUUGGCAAAAAUUUAGAGUAUUAAAAUUUUGUAAACUAGGUGGUUGCUUCGGACCGCAGAUAUUUGUUACUAGUUCUUUAGAAAACCAACAUUAUGAAACCAAAGUUUAGAUUAGGCACUAGAGCUUGAAUAUUGUUCAUGUAAAAAAUCUAAAAAAUUAUUAAGCACUUGGUAUAAUGUACUUGUAAUUAAUGAAAUGUUUAUCAUUAGGAUGAUGUAAGAAAUUUUCAUGGUCAGGGGUGUGGGUUUGUGGUUGUGAAUUGUUGGAUCUGGAUGGUGGUGGAAUCUGAUUUUUUUU